Corythoichthys intestinalis (scribbled pipefish) is the source of this 9057-nucleotide messenger RNA. Its product is annotated as gastrula zinc finger protein XlCGF57.1-like. NCBI's taxonomy places the organism in Eukaryota, Metazoa, Chordata, Actinopteri, Syngnathiformes, Syngnathidae. Bases 306 to 2138 code for a protein of 610 amino acids. The transcript has 5 exons. The record is from RefSeq and is a predicted model, not a curated record.
GAAGAGUCUGGCUGAGAGAGGCGGGCUGCAGCCAGACUCCUCUCAAAUAGACUGGCUAAAGUGGAGCAGUGUUUUUUUUUUUUUUUUCUUUGUGCGCGUAUUGAUUUUCCUAGAUUUCAGUCACUUAACUAAAUCGGAAGUUUCGACGACGUGUCCAGCAUUACCAACAUUACGGACUCAAACAUCAGCCUUCAAGUCUCGGCACUCGUUGAAUUUUUGACGCCUACUUUAGCCUAGCUUAGCUGGCCAACCGCUAACAUAGCUGCAAGGCACGUCGUCAAGCAUUCAGAAAUCAAUUGAGGAAUAUGUUCUCGAGAACUACACCGGCUGCAGAAAAGUUCCAGGAGGACCUUUAUGGAGUAAAACAGGAGCCCCCACGUCACCAAGACUCGACUGUGUGCAAAAUAAUGCACGCAAAGGUUGUUCUUCGCAGACUAGAAGGUUGGUUCACUUUCGAUGAUGUCGGUCAAGUGCAUCGUCCUGAAUGCCAGGAGUCUGCUCACAUGGGAGAAGAGGAGGAGAAAGAGUCGCCAUACGUCAAGAACGUGGAGGAAAAAUUCAUCCACAUUAAAGAGGAGUAUUUCAUUAGAGUUGAGAAGCCCCACAUUGAGGAGCAGCAUCAACCUCAACCCCUCAAAAAGGAGCAGGAGGACCCGCUAUAUGUUAAACUGGAGGUGGUUGACAUGCCCAAGUGGACUGAUGAGACCUUGAAGGGUGAAGAUGGAGGUCCAAGUGAGGCCAACAGAGGGGCGGAGCCUAUGAGUGGCAGCAGUUCAAAAGGAUUCCAAGCGGACUACCUCAUAACUCGACCAUCAGAGAGUGACGACUUCACAUCACGCUCGCUGUUCUGUUUCAGAAAAUAUCUUGGUGCUGAGCCAGAAUCUUCUGGCAUAAAAGAGGAUGUUGACCUCCCCCAAAUCAAAGAGAAGGAGAGAGAACAGCAACUUCCAAUCAAAAAGGAGGAGGACGAGCUGCCGUUUGGUCAAGAGGAGGAGCAUGUCACCAGGUCAACUAGUGAGCCCUUGAAGAGUGAAGAUGGUCUGAAUGAGGCCAGCAGAGGGACGGAGCCUCCAAGCGAGGGGAGGAGCAGCAGCAGAGGAGGAUUGCAUGCAGAUAUUUACAUUGCUCAAUCAGACAGACUUGGCGCCUCGUUACACUUACCGUACAAUGAUGAUGGUCAUAAGACAUCUGAUGGUGACGACAAACUCUGCAAAUGCUCUCAGUGUGGGAAAACCUUUGCUACUAAGCAAAGUUAUCGUAGGCAUAUGAGGAUCCACACUGGUGAAAAGCCUUUUGUCUGCUCAGUUUGUGGUCAAAGAUUCAGUUGCAAUAGCACCUUAGAACGACACACACGAACCCACAGUGGCGAAAAACCCUUUUCCUGCACACUUUGUGGUCAAAGAUUCAGUCACAAGGGAUCCUUAAAACGACACACAAGAACCCACACUGGCGAAAAACCUUUUUCCUGCCCAAUUUGUGGUCAAAAAUUCAGUCACAACAGCAACUUGAUACUCCAUACAAGAACCCACACUGGUGAAAAACCUUUUUCCUGCUCAGUUUGUGGAAAAUGUUUUGUUCAGGCGGGACACUUAAAAAAGCACAAAAAAACUCACACUGGCGAAAAGCCCUUUUCAUGCUCUGUUUGUGGAAAAGGUUUUGUUCAGGCGGGAGACUUAACAAAACACACAAGAACCCACACUGGCGAAAAACCUUUUUCCUGCUCAGUUUGUGGCCAAAGAUUCUCUGAGAAGGGAAACCUAAAACAACACAAAAGAUUCCACACUGGAGAAAAACCUUUUUCCUGCUCAGUUUGUGGAAAAUGUUUUGUUCAGUCAGGAGACUUAAUAAAACACACAAGAACCCACACUGGCGAAAAACCUUUUUCCUGCUCAGUUUGUGGCCAUAGAUUCUCUGAGAAGGGAAACCUAAAACAACACACAAGAAUCCACAUUGGAGGAAAACCUGUUUCCUGCUCCGUUUGUGGAAAAUGUUUUGUUCAUACAGGAGACUUAACCAAACACACAAGAAUCCACACUGGAAAAAAACCUUUUUCCUGCUCAAUUUGUGGUCAAGGAUUCACUCUGAAGGAUCGGCUUAAGAGGCACGUGUGUGUUGGUGUGAGAAGCAGUGGUCAAUGACUGAUUUGCCUGUCAUCCAUGCUGGCUUCAUCAGAUUUUGCAUGCAGAACAAUUGUAUUCUGUAGAGCUCAAAUCCUGUUGAGGGUUGGCACUUUUGGUCCCUUACAUGUGCUUUGUCCAAUCCUUGUAUGAUGUGCAUCCACACUAUACCCAAAAGUAUUUGCUUACCCGAUUUAACUCUCAAGUGCCAUUAUAUAUAUCUAAUAGCCUCCCUCUUUCAAACUACCCUUUUCAUGGAUAAUUUUUGAAACCAUCAUAUUAAAGUGAUUCUAAAAGACUCACGAGAUGAUUUCAUCAAUGUUGACUUUAGUGAAUUAUUAACUCAUUCACUCCCAGCUAUUUUCACCGGAGCAAGGUCCUUCGCUCCCAGUCGUUUUACUGGAUUUUGACUGUUUUUGCAAGGCCCACAGAAAAUUCUGUUCUUUUGCUAUACGUUUCCCUAAUCGCUGCCUAUCUCAUAAAAAGGAUUUUUUUUGAGUCUCUGCGGGGUCUGCUCAGCGAGCAGCACGGGCGGCAACGGCAUCUUCCACUGCACUGGUGGUCCCGGUCGUUCUGCUCGGGCGUCCUCUCGGUUGUUCUGCUCGGUUGUCCGCCACCUGUUAUCAUUCCGCCGGCGCUCCGACGGUGUGGCCCGGCCUUUCGUUGCUGUUGAAUCGGGUUGCGGAUCUUACCAAAUGCACUACUGCCCUCCAGUGUCCAGUUUUAUUGCUUUAAAAUGGAUUUUCAGCUUUUUGCUUUGGAGCUCAGUUGAAUCAGGACCCAGAGAUGUCUUUUUUAUGGAAAAAAAAAACGUAAAAGACGUAUAAAUACAUCUUUGAGACACUGAAACAAUUAAAAAUAGAACAUAUUUAUUCGUUUUUGGGAGCAAAUGAGUUGAUAAAUUAUUAUUAUUAAUUAAUUGCGAAUUGCAGCUUUUGUCUCCCUUUCAGACAGAAUAACAUCAUACAAAUGGGUAGUAGUGGCACAUAUCCUCCUUAGGACCAUGUAUAUUGUAUAAAUGCAACUCUGUUUAAAAUGGUAAAAGACUGAAAAUGGCUUUGGCUCCUUUUUUUUUUUUUUAAUUUCUAUACCGAAAUGCAACUGACUGUGCCCAAUGUGCCACUAAUAUUGCACUAAAUCAACUUUAAUACCAGCAAACAUUGUCCAAAGAAUUGAUAUUGUAUCCUCAUUAAACUAGUGAUUUACUCCCCACUUUUUCAAAGUAACACAAUACAUACUUGAAGAAUACUACAAUCUCCGGUUGGCUGUAAGCCUGUAUGUGAGGUGCCAUCCUUUGAGCGGAGGUCCAAAAGGGGAAGUUUAGAAUUUUUCACUCUUCGAGUUAGCGGGAGUUUAAUUAGUCAGUGGAGUUGAUUUUAACAAAUUCAGUGCAGUUUGUUAUUUAAUAAUUUCGGGGCUCCGGAGUGGCUAAGCUAGCGCAAGUCUAUGAGCCUGUCCUAGCAUGCAAAUAAAAUUCAACAUAUCCACGCAUGAAAAUCACAGAUGACCCAUGCAAUCGAUAGUUUUAGCUAUGUUUUCAGGAUGAAGUUAUUAAAAUUUAUCAUUCCAUGCCAAUAUCUGCAGCAUGAAAAGCAAUAUUUUUAAUCCAGUAGCUCUAGGUAACAGGCUGCAGGGCGGAGUGAUAUUUUUUCCACCGUUUAGGUUUUGUCGUAGCCAACAGCGAGUAUCUGCAGUUUGUAUUGUUCCUUGUUCUUCAUAAGGAAUUUGUGGAAACUCAUUUGCCCAUUUCUUCUCUCUGUUUCCACAGCUUCUAAUUGCACGUUUCAUUAUGUUGCCGUUCUUCCGUCAUGACUCUUUAAACUGACACUGCAUUCGAGGAAGGUGGGAAAGCGAAGUUUUCCAAACUUCGACUAUGAUACAUACUGUAUCAUUGGAACACCACUCGAACAGGGAGGCCCUUGUCGCGAAGUCAGGAAAAAAAGGUGCCCCGACUUCACGAGUUGCUUCAAUCAGAUGUCAAUGCAGCAUGAGCACAGGUGCCUGAAGCACUCCUCUUUCUUGUGGUGACAUUCCACAUCUAAAAAAAAAUAGUUUGUCAGAAAUAAAUGAAUUACAUCAGUUUUGUGUGACAUUGUUUUGUCCCCAUUGGUAUUUUGAACAACAGAUCACCAUUUUAAAUUUAUUCGACUGUUAGAUGUGUUAAUAUCAUUUUUUAUUGGCAUACUAGGGAAGGGACCAUUGACUCUCGCUAGCUUAGCCACUCCGGAGUCCCAAAAUUAUUAAAUAACUAACAACCUGUACAGAAUUUGUUGAAAUCAACUCCGCCGACUAAUUAAACCCCCGCUAUGAAUGGCUGAGUCAAAGCCCAGAUCUUAAUCCCACUGAGAUGCUGUGUGGUGACUUGAAAGGAGCUGUACAUGCAAGAAACCCCACAAACAUCUCACAGUUGAAAGUAUUUGGCGUUGAGGGGUGAGGCAAACUUUCUUUAAACCGCUGUCAAAGACUGGUAAAUGGCUACAAAAAGCGCCAAUAGCAAACUGCAAUAUUCAAGUGUUAAUCUGAAAACAAGUGUUAAGAAACUAGUAUUCCUUUAGAAGUAAUUCACUAGGUUUUAAAUUUUCAUUCACGAUGUCAUUCUGCCCAACAGGUAACAAGUAACUCUGGAUGGUCUUGGCAUCUUUUACGCGAGUGCUCUGUUUUACUGGCCAGGCAUGUACAAUGACAUACAAACAUUUUGCACCACAUGUCUGACCUGCCAAAAAACCUCACCACCUCGCCGAUCUGACAGGGCCUUCAUCCGCUCCCGAUGAUAUCCACACCAUUGUGCCGAAUUGCCAUGGACAUUGUUGGACCAUUGGUCAGAAGUGCUUGGGGCCAUCAGUACAUUCUCGUAAUUUGUGACUAUGCCACUAGAUAUCCCGAAGCCUUUCCGUUACGUACCAUUACUGCUCCAUCAGUCCUCCAUUGCCUUGUUCAGUUAUUCUCCGGAGUUGGGAUCCCCGAUGAAAUCCUGACUGACCAGGGAACCAAUUUCACUUCUCGUCCCUUACAGUUAUUUCAUUAACAGUUAGGGAUUACAGCCUUGUAUACCACACCUUAGAGAGGUUCAACCAAACGCUGAAGAGGAUGCUGAAGAAGUUUGUGGGUGACACUGGAAGUGAUUGGGACAGAUGGCUGCCAUCCCUUCUCUUCGCCUAUCAAGAGGUACCACAGGCUUCCACUGGAUUCUCACCCUUUGAGCUUUUGUACGGAUGGGACGUGCUGGGGCCCUUGGACAUGCUAAAGCAAAACAUGGGCAGCAACAGAGUCCAAAGCCAGUGAGCGGGGAAUCAUCCAGUAUGUGCUGAAAAUGAGGGAUGGCCUGUCCAACUAUCUCUAGGAGGCUGAAGAGAACCUGAAGGAGGCACAAAAGAAGCAAAAGCUAUGGUAUGACCAACAAGCCAGACACCAUGACUUCCAGCCGGGCCAGAAAGUAUUGCUGUUACUACCAUCCUCCAGCAGCAAGUUGUUGGCAAAGUGGCAAGGCCCCUACACAAUUCUGCGACGAAUGGGACCUGUCACCUAUGAAGUACAUCAGCCUGACAAGAAAAAAAUCAAAGCAGACCUACCACGUGAACCUCUCCCAUCUCAGUGUCCAGUGUUGUUUCGGGACCAUCCCUCUGUGGCCGGUUUUGGGCGGUUAGGUUAGUCCGUGGGUGGGACGUGGUUGCCACAGCGACCGCCGCUGGUCUUGACGUCCCAAGCGCCCGCUAUCAACUUUGUUAUCCGGGGCUGGCUCUACUUGCUUUAGGACAAAGCGCGCUGCUCUUUGUCCAUGUUGUGGCCAGGAGAACUGAUUGCGAUAGUUGGUGCAUCAAUCUUGCUCGUGACGCACACGUUGGGCUUCUGUGAUAAGAUAGCGUUGUGUGUCUAUUCUGCUUUUUUCAUUAAACUAUGGUGUGCUAUUUAUCUUAUGUUAGGUGUAUUUAGAGUAGUUCAGUCCUACAGUAAAUAUGGAACAUGACACUAUUCCCUGAUUAAUUAUAUUACUUGUGUUCGAGUAAUGCAGUUAGAUGGUGUCUACGAGAAACGGUACCAUUUUUCCAUGUCCCCCUCAUGAGCCCCGAUAAGGUGAUUCACUUUACUGUGUUCAAGGGCAUGGAGUGAAGUCUGCCUAAACUAUCGUUAGAUGAAUGUGUUAGACUAAUGCAAACAAUUAUAUGGUGUGUGCGAGAACUGUACCUAUUCCCUUCAAUACCAACUGCAGAAUGUGACCCGCCAAAUGGCCAGGAGGACUUUUGAGUCGGCCACAAAGCACCUCUCGGACGCGGAAAAGUCAAUGGUGGCUGACUACCUCACCCACUCAAACGCCACAGCUGAAAAACAUUAAAGGAUGAAGAAGACAGAGUACCUCAAGGAUGCAAUUGAGAUCAUCAAGAAGUUGGGUGCUGACCCCGGAAGCAGUGAGCUUCAGUCACCUGGCACGUCCAGAUGUCCGUCCAGAAAUCCGGAAAUGGAGUUCCAGAAGAGUGUGGAUGCCUUCAUCCGGGACCAUCUGGUCACGGUGGAUGGGGAAAUCCCAAAAGUUUCAAUCUGCAAGAAAUACAGUAAGGCUGAUGAGAAAUGCAUGUAUACUCACUGGAGGAUUACCCAGAAGCAGAUGAGAGCGGACGCUGCCAUCUCUAACACUUUUCUCGCCGACUCCCCGCUGAGCCAAUAAUCAAAAAGUGGUUCGGUAAACAAGACUGGAAGACAAACACGCCGUCCGCGCAAGAAAUCGCCCAAUCUUGGAAGCCCUUGGGCCACGUCAAGGGCAUCCACACAUCAGUGCACAUCCGGAGACUCGUCAGCUCUCAGAAAUGGCAGGGCCUGGAAGUGAAGACCAUCGCCGGGCCCAAGGGAAGAGGGUUGUUUGCCGAGCGACCCUUUAAGGCUGGGGAAGUGGUCUGCGACUACCAUGGCCGGCUAGUAACAAGAGAAGAGGGAGAUAAUAUCCACCGGACGACGGCAUUGGCAGACACGGGCUACAUGUUCUUCUUCACCAACAAAGACAAGCAGCAAAUGUGCAUCGAAGCCCACCUGGAGAGAUACUCCUGCCACCCUGAUCGGCAGACAUUUAGACGCCUCAUCUACCACUCCAGGAAGAAGUUCAACCUGCGCCCUGGGGUCUUUCGGAUGACUUUUGAGGCGAGCGAGAGAGACGUGCUGCUCUUCGUGGCCCACAAGAACAUUACCAAAGGAGAGGAGUUCCUUUUCGACUAUGGCGUCAACCGAAAGCAGUUCUGCGGCGAGAGUUGAGACCUAGAUUGGCUGGACUGAUGUUGUAUUAACAUGUUAUUAUUGCCCCAUGCUGCUUGUUUGAUUGUUUUGACAUUGUGCAUUUUUUAGUAUUAAAGUGUGAAGUUGCUUAAGUCAUGUUGUUUUCUUGUUUUACUCAUUUCAACGGAAUCCUUUUAGCAAAAAAAAAAAAAAAAGUCUUCAACCAUUUGAAUAUCACUUUUCCUUAAACUGCUUGUUUUACUUAGAUCUAUUUUAUAAAUACAAUAAAAUCACUAUCAUUAAAAAAAAGUCUUCAAUUGACUGAAUCAUUUAAGCCCUUUGAGUGUUUUAAAAAUUAUUUUUUUAAAAAACAAGUCUCAUGCUUGUUUAAAAAAAAAAAAAAAAAAGGCUUGUUUUACUUAACUCUAUCUUAUACAAUUUAAAUCUAUCAUUUCAGUUUGAUUGAAACAUUUCAGCCCUUGGAGUGUUUAAAUGACUUAGUGUCUGCUUUCCCCUCACCCAUCCGACUUGGAAGGAAUGACAACUGAUAUGUCUGCAUAUCUCCCUGAAUGAGGCUUUCAAAGUUUCAGCCUCUGCAAGCAGUGUUUGAAAAAGUUUUAAAACAGUCUGACUGAAACAUUUAUGCUUUUUGAGUGUUUUAAAGAGUCGUUAAAAAGUCUCAUGCUUGUUUUACUCAAAAUUUCAUACUGACAACUGAUCUGAAUGCAUAUCUCCCUGAAUGAGGCUUUCAAUGUUUAAAAAGUCUCAUGCUUGUUUUACUGAAAUUAAAAUCACUAUCAUUUCAGUCUGACAACUGAUCUGAAUGCAUAUCUCCCUGGAUGAGGCUUUCAAUGUUUCAGCUUGUGCUGUACUUAGAAUUAUUUGAAUUGAAUGACAUCUAUUAUUUCAGUCUGACUAAAUCAUUUUAGCCAUUUGAGUGUUUUAAAAAUGCUUGUUUUACUUAACUCCAUUUUAUACCAUUUAAAUCUAUCAUUUCAGUUUGAUUGAAUAAUUUCAGCCCCUUGAGUGUUUAAAUUACUUAGAGUGAUUUUAAUUUUUAUAAAACACUAUCAUUUCAACUGAAUCAUUUCAGCUCUUUAAAAAGAGUUCAAGAGUCUUAAAUAAAACUCUUAAAUGCAACCAGAUACCCUGAAAGGCACAUCUGAUCUGUGUGCUUUCCUCCCCUCACCCAUUUGGAGGGAAUGUGCUGUACUUAUUUCAGCCCUUUGAGUGUUUGAAAAAUGCCUGUUUUACUUAACUUUAUUUUAUACAAUUUAAAUCUAUUUCAGUUUGAUUGAAUAAUUUCAGCCCUUUAAAUUAGAGUGAUUUUACAUUUUAUAAAACUAUCAUUUCAACUGAAUCAUUUCAGCUCUUUAAAAAGAGUUAAAAAGUCUAAAUAAAUCUCUUAAAUGCCACAAGAUAUCCUGCAAGGCACAUCUAAUCUGUCUGCUUUCCUCCCCUCACUCAUUUGGAGGGAAUCACCAUGACAACUGAUCUGUCUGCACAAACUGGUCUGUCCGCUUUCCCCCACCCAUCCGACUUGGAGGGAAUCACUACGACAACUGAUCUGUCAGUAUAUCUUACUUAAUGAGGCUGUGCAGGCAGUGUUUUAAAAAGUCUUGUACUUAAAAUUAUUUAAAUUACAUGAACUAUUCUUUAAUUUUACUCGUUUUGAAUGCCUGUGCUGUACUUAAAAUAUUUGAAUUGAAUGCUUUAAUUUUACGUGUUUUUAAAACUGACU